AUGUCUCAACAAACUCAGGAUCCAGAGUAUGUUGGGAAGGUCAGCGAGCAUGCAGUGGAUACUUUCUAUGAGUUUAAUUGUACGGACAUGGAGGAGAGUAAUCGCGGACUGGACGAUGCGCUCAUGAGUAACGUUAUCCCCGAUAUCCUCGCCGCCAUCAAUGCGCAAGAUACCAAUCUUGAUGACUUCAACGUCGAUGAAAUAGAUUAUGAGACCCUCAAUGCUAAUAUCUUCCCCUUCCCAGGCCUGUAUGGAUUGCUCCAAGAGCAAAGCGUCCACGAGCAACAGCCACAGCCAUGGUCUCAGCAGUCUCAUCAGCCACAAACACCACGGGGUUGCUUACAACAACUGAUUGCAUCACCGCAACCCAUGCAGCAGCCUCGUGUUCAGACUCAAGCACCGUUGGUGGAGCAAGAGUCACCAUCACGUGGUCGGCUGCAGGGUAUAUCACAACAGCUAGAGACGACACGACAGUCGACAACGUCGCAUCUGACAGUGCCAAUCCCUACAGAACGACAAGGCGAGUUACGAUAUCAGAUUCCUGUACUUCGAACAGCAACUUCAUCACGCCCAAUGGCUGCCGACAAGAAACCUUCCAAUGAGUCAAGCGGCGACAAGAAGCAGAAGAAGGCAUCUGGAGCACCACAAGCACACAUUUCUGCUUCUCCGCAAGUACCAGCGCAAGCACCUCGCCCCAUCGCCGCAGCCGCACCCCAAGCCAUGCAAUUCGCCAGCUUCGCGGAAUGUAUCGACCGCGCCACCGUCGCCAACUUCGAUUCCCACUGGGAGACCCUGUCCCCCAACCCUCCCACCUCCCCUAUCACACCAGCUCAGAUCACCACGAUCUGCUGGAAACUCCUCUCCAUUGCCAUUGACUUACAUACGCGUGGUCCUAUUUGCCUCAAUGUCUACGAUCGGGCUAAACUGAAGAACGUGUACAAGUUUCGGGGUUUGAAGUUCAGCGAGCGUAUUGAUAAGGUGUGUGAGUUGAUGCGUAUGAGCAAGGCUAGAUGUGGCAGUCUGCUAAAGCUUGACGGGUUGGAGAUGGUGGUUGCGACGGCGUCGUUGCUAUGUACACAGACGAAGAGUAAUUACAAGCAAAAUCGAACCAGGCAGCAUAAUCUCGUUGAAGGUAAUCUAAUUGUGAAGAAGAAGAGGAAGGUUGAGAAGUUUGACGAAAACGAGAGUGGGGACGAGGAGGAAGAAGAAGAGAGGGGUGAUGUAGAAUCAGAAUGA
Molecule: messenger RNA, 1236 nt
Organism: Alternaria atra
Lineage: Eukaryota; Fungi; Ascomycota; Dothideomycetes; Pleosporales; Pleosporaceae
Exons: 2
Coding region: 1-1236 (411 amino acids)
Source: RefSeq, a predicted model, not a curated record